ACAACCCAUUGGAGCUGUGGACAUACAAUGUUGUUUUUUUAUAUUUUGUCUUAAUAUCCUUGGCAUUAAGCAGUUCUUAAGUGAACUUCUUGAUUAUCUGACUUCUAAACUAUAGUACUGUAUAAACAGUCACAGUCUAUAAAUUAAACCGUUCAUCCAAACUCCCAUGCACGGAAUACGAUUUGCAGAACAUAUUUGUUUGACAGACCAUGUGAUAAGACUAACAUUAUAAUGGCCUCAACAUUUUGUGAGAUUGAGUUUGACGAGCUGCUAUUCCUUGAAAAAUGUGGUGGGGGAACAUUCGGCAGCGUAUAUCGGGCCAUCUGGAAACCAUAUGAGAUGGAAGUGGCAGUAAAGAAACUACUGGUCCUUGAUAAGGAGGCCCAGGUGUUGAGUAUGCUCUCUCACCGUAACAUAAUCAAGUUUUAUGGUGCUGUCACUGAGGAGCCAAAUUACUGUCUGGUUACUGAGUAUGCCAGCAAUGAUUCCCUGUAUGCCUUCCUGCAGAACCCAGAGAACAAGCUAGACUUUGACCAGAUACUCAGAUGGGGAAAGGAGAUAGCUCUUGGUAUGAACUACCUCCACAGAGAGGCUCCUAUCAAAGUCAUACACAGGGAUCUGAAAUCUAAAAAUGUUGUUAUAUCCUUUGAUUUUGUGUCUAAAAUCUGCGACUUUGGAGCAUCCAAGUUUGUUGGAAGUACAGCCAAGAUGUCUCUGGCCGGAACCUUCCCAUGGAUGGCACCUGAGGUGAUACAGAGUCAACCAGUGUCAGAGACCUGUGAUACCUGGUCAUAUGGAGUGGUACUGUGGGAGUUACUGACCCAUGAGGUGCCAUUCAAUGGUAUAGAGGGCUUCCAGGUUGCCUGGUUGGUGGUGGAGAGAGGAGAGCGCCUAACCAUCCCGAGCUCAUGCCCGCCAUGUUUUGCGAAGAUCAUGCACCAGUGUUGGGAGCUGGAGCCCAAACGACGGCCAUCCUUUAGGCAGAUUCUCAACAAACUGGAUGUAAUACUGGAGGAUGAUUCAAUGCAUGAUGUGACCAACACUUUUCUCGAGGAUAAAAGCUUAUGGCAGUCUGAGAUAGAGCAGACGCUGGUACGGCUGAAAAAGGCAGAGAGUCAGCUAACAAGCAAGGAGAGGCAACUCCGCGAGAGGGAAAUUCAGCUGAUGGCUAGAGAAGCCGACUUUGAGAAACUACUACAUGUUGCUUCUCUGGAUUCCCAUGACGUCAACUCUUGGACAGAAUAUGAUGUGAGUCAGUGGGUGAAGCAGAUUGCUUUAGCCCACAACCCUGAUCUGCUGGUGUACAGUGACAUGUUCCUUGAGCAGCACGUGACAGGCAAGGUACUCCUGAACCUCUCCAUAGACCACCUACAUAACCUCGGCAUAACUUCGCUCGGACACAGAUAUGAACUCUCUACUGAGAUAGAGCUGCUCAAGGCACACAACUUCAGACUGCUCAAUUUUCCUCCACUAUCACAACAACCCACUAAAACCCUAGAAAAACACGAACCUGAGUUCAAAACUGCAGAAGUAACUCUGAUAUUUGGUCAUCAUCUACGACAUGGAAAGUCAAACAAGGAUCACAAGUGGAAGAUGUACCUGGAGGUGGAUGAGGAUGAUGAAGAUGAGGUGAACAUUCUCACAUGUAUCCGGGACGUGACCUUCACAUGGACACCCAAGGGCUCAGUCAAAGUCACACAUCCCCCCUACAUCAUGGAGAAGUGGUGUGUUGGAAUUGUGGCAGAUAUGAACAUAGAGUGUCUAAUUAAUUUUGAGACUAAGGUGAAGAAGCCCAAGUCAUGUAGAUAUGUACACCAUCUUGACCUCAUGGGAGCUAGCUCUGGACAAAAAGUGUUGACCUUGACCUUGAACCAGGUGAAAGAGCCAGUAGUUACCUCCCCUGUUCAUGGUCCGACCAGGUCCAUGGUGAAACCAUCCCAGAGUUUUCCCAGCCUGCAGGGAGCAUGGAGUGAACGGACAACGUUCAUACCCAUAACCACACCUGAGAAAAAAGGGACACCAGAUAUGUGGGCAAGUGUUGUAGCAGGAAGGAAACCCUCAUUAUCAGAAUUUCCUAAGCCCAAACAUGUUCCGGGUACAACCAUGACACUACAUGCCCCACCCAUCCAGUUUCCAUGGCAACAAGGCCAAUAUCAAGGUCAAGGUCAGACCUUUACUGCUGGACAGUAUUCAGGUCAUGUUCAAGGUCAGCCAUUUGUGACUGGUUCCCACCAGCAUAUGAACAAAUCUCCAUCAUCACCAAGUGCUAUGGGUUACCUAAACAACAAAGGUCCGGGUCAGUAUCAUUCACCAGGUCAAAUAUCUCCUGGUCAGAACUUGUAUCCAUGGUAUCAGGGUCAAGAUCAUGACAAUAUAUGUCAAGGCAAUCAACUACAGAGUACAUUGGAAGAUAACAUUUCACCAGGCCAGGUUAUAGCCCCUGGAUAUCUGGCAACCUCUGACAGCAAACUUACUGCCAGUAAUUUAAAAUCAAAAGUUACAUUUUCAUUGACUGAUUCUGCAUCUUCAAAGAGUACAGAAAGUGGAUUCAGUGAGAAUCUGGGAAGAAACACAGAAACAUAUGCAUCAGUGUGCACCAAGUGCAAAGCUGUGCUAGAGGAUACACACAACAGAGAUGAUAUUGACAAAAGUGCAGGGCAAGACUGCCAACAUGGAAAACAAAGGAGCAUGAAUGAAGGAGACAGAAGAGUUAAUAGGCAGGAAAGACAAUCACAAUAUAGAGGCACAAAGAAGAAUACAGAAACCAGACAUUGGCAGUACCAAAAUAGGACACCGACAGAGUUUAAAGGCCAAAGUCAGUGCCAUUAUGGUGAUAGAGAAAAAAAAUACUAUAGAGAUGAAGGGCAUUAUUAUAGUAAACAUGGAAAUGUUCAUUUAAGGGGUCAGAGGUCAGAUAAUCAAAGAGGUUAUCAUAACAGGUACAGAGGGAGGGGAAGAGGAGGGAGGGACAUUUAUCACAGGGGUGAUGUGGGUCAGGUGAAGGAACAAAGGAGUGAACCACUGCUGGACGGUGGGGAGAUGGAACAGGACAACAGGCAGAUAAGACGGGCAGUCAGCUCACCAGAUAAAACAUAUGGGAACGACCAUGUAGAGUUUAAGUUUGAAGUUAAGCAUGAAAGAGAUGAAAAGGGGUGUAACAAGAUAGAUAGUGAUAAUAAAAAAACACUCGAAUCUAGUGAUAGUGUUGACUCUUUUGAGAAGGAAAUGGUUGAUAAGAUGGAAUGCCUGAAUGUCAGCUCUAAGCAUGAGGCAUCUAGUCCAACAUCAGGUGACAGGUCGGGGUGGGUAUUUGUGGAACAUAGACAUUCCAAAAAGGAGGAGGUUAGUCAGAGAUACUCAUCAGGGUUUUAUAGGAUGAGAGCACACUCAGAUAAGGCUAUAGGGAUCAAUAACAAUGAAAGGGACUCAAGAAAAAGGGGCCAUAACCAGAAAGAGGAGUUUUCAGAAAGGGGACAUCGUGAUUGGGAAUAGGGGAAGAGGUAGAGGGAAGGUGCAUUUUGGAGGCAAAAGUCAACAAAAGCUGCAGCAAUAUAAAGGAACGGGUGAUAACAACAAUUCUUAAACUGUGAUGUCAUAUUUAUGCCCCCCUUCGAAGAAGAGGGGUAUAUUGCUUUGCACAGGCAUGUCGGUUGGUCCGUCGGUAGACCAAAGCUUGUCCGAGUGAUAACUCAACAAUUCCUGGACAUAUGGUCUUCAAACUUGACAUGAAGGUUGGGCCUGACCAGUAGAUGACCCCUAUUGAUUUUAGGGUUCAUCGGGUCAAAGGUCAAGGUCACAGUGACCUUUAAUGGUAAAAUAAUUUUAAAGCUUGUCCGAGUGAUAACUCAACAAUGCCUGCACCUAUGGCCAACAAACUUGACUUGGAGGUUGGGUCUGACCAGUAGAUGACCCCUUUUGUUUUUGGGGGUCAUCGGGCCAAAUGUCAAGGUCACAGUGACCUUGAAUGGUAUAAGGUUGUCUGAGUAAUAACUCAACAAUGCCUGCACCCAUGGCCAUCAAACUUGACUCGGAGGUUGGGCCUGACCAGUAGAUGGCCCCUAUUGAUUUUAGGGGUCAUUGGGCGAAAGGUCAAGGUCACAGUGACUUUGAACGACGAAAGGUUGUUGGAAUGAUAACUCAACAAUGCCUGCACCCAUGGCCCUCAAACUUGACUUGGUGUUGUGUCUGACCUGUAGAUGACCCCUUAUGAUUUUAGGGGUCAUCGGUUAAAGGUCAAGGUUACAGUGACCUUGAACGAAAAAAGCUUGUCUGUGUGAUAACUUGUCAAUGCCUGCACCCAUGGCCUUCAAACUUGACAUUUAGAUUUUUGGUGACCAGCUGAUGACUCCUAUGGAUUUUGAGGUCAUAGAGUCAAAGGUCAUGGUCAUAACACACUCUAUCCUCAAACUUUGAAUGGUCAUAAUCUUAAAACUGCCUCAACGGCAUCCAAUGUCAGUGACAAAUCAGCUGUCAUUUCGGUCCAUGCAUAUUUCAUUCAAUUGUCCAUAUAUUCCUGACAACAUGGCGCUCAGGGGGGGGGGGAUAAUGUUUGACAAACAUCUCUUGUUUUUAAAGAUUUGGUAUACAUUUGUAUUUAUCUUUUUCUUGAUAUUUAAAAAGAAAUGUUAUGAUAUAUUUGAAUAAACAAGUCUUAAAUAA
Molecule: messenger RNA, 4659 nt
Organism: Mya arenaria
Lineage: Eukaryota; Metazoa; Mollusca; Bivalvia; Myida; Myidae
Exons: 20
Coding region: 232-3492 (1086 amino acids)
Biological process (GO): protein phosphorylation
Cellular component (GO): cytoplasm
Molecular function (GO): ATP binding; protein kinase activity; protein binding
Source: RefSeq, a predicted model, not a curated record